GAUGGCCUUUAAACCAGGAAGAAGUUGUCGAGGUAAAGCUUCCGGUUACAGUGCCUUGUUUAAGAAUCAUUCUGACCAUUCCCGGCAAGGUGUAAAGUCUUGGGCUGUUUCUCCUGGCCGGCCGUUACAGCUUCCUUGCGAGGCGUGUGUGAGCGGCCUGGCUCGGCCUUCCUCCUCGGCAUGCUCGAGCAGAGACGGUCUUUCCCCCCAGAGUAUGACCGGCGCUUUCAACAAUGGAUGCUCCAUAUGAUGGCGGUGAAGUAACUGUAGUCAUGGAAGAGAUAGAAAGCACAUACACUUAUUCAUCCCCAGUGCCAUCUAAAAAGAAGAAGAAAUAUAGAAGUCCUGGAGAUCAAGGGGAAAAAACUAAAAAGCCCAGAUCUGCAUAUCUUCUGUAUUAUUAUGAUAUAUAUCUGAAAGUUCAGCAGGAGCUCCCACACCUUCCUCAAUCUGCAAUUAACAAGAAGAUCAGUGAGAGUUGGAGGCUGCUUAGUGUAGCAGAGAAAAGUUAUUAUUUGGAGAAAGCUAAGUUAGAAAAAGAAGGUCUAGAUCCGAACUCAAAGUUGUCUUCCCUGACUGCUGUAGUUCCAGAUAUUCCAGGUUUUCGUAAAAUCCUCCCUCGUUCUGAUUACAUAAUUAUUCCUAAAGGAAGUCUGCAGGAUGAGAAAAAUAAGCCACACGUGGAACUUCAUGUGACCCAGGGCCAAACAGCACUGGAAGGACAAACAGCUGCUACUAAUGUCACAAGUGUUUCCCAUAGUACUGUGCAGAACAUACUUUCAGUGGACUCCAGCCAAAUUGGCAUUUCUGAGCAGUGCAUUGCCAUUGAAGGGGUAUCUGAAGAUUCCACCUCAUUUGUUCAAGCAGAUACAAUAGAAGAAGUUGUCGCAUCAGAGAUCUUGUCUCGUUAUGUCAGACCUGCUGCACAUAAAGUGGCUGGCGAUAUCUUCCUGGAUGAGGAGGCCCCUUUAGAAACAGGCGAUGGAUAUCCCUGCCAAGCAACCAGUGUGGUUAUUGAAGAAACUUUGGUUAACACCUCAGAGGCAGCAAAUGGGAGCAUGACUGUGGCACAGCCACAGGCUUCACAUGGCCUUUCUGUGGUAACAGUGGUGACUAGGAGAGAUAGACAAGAAAGUAAUUCUGCAAGCCCCACUGCACAGUUCAUUAUGAUGCCUCUUACAGCCCAUUCUGUUUUGGAAAAUCCAGCAUCAAUCAAACUGACAACUACUUACACUCGGAGGGGGCACGGAAAUUGCACCAAUCCUGGCUGUGCCUUUACUUACGUUACCAGACAUAAGCCACCAAAAUGCCCCAUGUGUGGAAACUUUCUGGGAGGGAAGUGGAUCCCUAAGGAGAAACCUCUAAAAGGCAAAUCUGAACCAGGUUCAGGGCUACCGAUAAAAACCUUGGGCCUGAAAAAGAAUCAACUACCAUUAACCUUUGGACAAGCAUUGGUUCAAGAUAAUUCUGCUAAAUGUGUGCUAGAAAGUUCAGAAGCAGUUACCCAGCUUCUCAAAGCAUCCCCCAUUGAGGGGCAAAUGCAGGAGACUGAAUGGGAAGAAGUGAUAAUCUCUGAGGCUCAUAUUCUUGCAAACAAUGUACAGUCAGAAGAGCAAGGAGGUGCCACUACCAUUAUUCAGCUUCAGAAGAGCCUUGCACAGGUAGAGCCAUCGUUAGAACAGAAGGAGAGAGAAAAUGAGCCAUCUGCUGAGACAACAAAUGUUCCCAGUCCUAUUUCACACCCAACUUCUACUGUGAAAAAUACAACAGGCGGUGAUGCGGUUGGUGCUGUACCUAAGGGUAUGGAGCAGAAGAGCAAAGCAAAACCCAAGCCUUCCUUGCUGGCUGCUGCGAGACCCAUGAGAGCCAUUUUGCCCGCUCCUGUUAGAUUGGCAAAAGAAACUAACCAAGAACAGAUCUCUUGCGGACAGUCAUUUAGAAACAGUGAAGAAAGUUCCCCAAUAAGAAUCUCAGGAUUAAAGCCAAAUACUCUGAAGCAGCUGGGUCAGAAUCCUAUUCAAGCAUCCAGUGCUGAAGAUCAGAAGCUUCACUGCAGCACAAAUAGUUCAACAUCUCAGGUCAAAGUGGUGGAGGUCAAGCCAGAUGUUUUCCCUUCUUAUAAAUAUAGCUGCACUGUAACCUUGGAUUUGGGAUUGGCAACCUUACGUGGCAGAGGGAAAUGCAAGAACCCUUCUUGCACUUAUGUGUAUACUAAUCGGCACAAGCCAAGAGUCUGUCCCCGUUGUGGCUACAACCUUGCCAAAGACAGAACUGAGAAAGCAGCAAAAUCUGUGGAAGUAACUUCUAGCCCUGCACAUGUACUAAAUACCAAUGAACCUCUAAUUCAGUCUCAAAAAGAGAUCCAGCGCCAGUCCACUCUGCAACUUCUACGCAAAGUAAUUCAGAUCCCUGAAAAUGAAUCUGAACUCUCAGAUGUUUUUGCACUGAUUCAUGAGCUCAAUAGCUCACGGCUCAUCCUGUCUAACAUGAACGAAGAAACGGUUACCAUUGAGCAGACUUCCUGGUCAAACUAUUAUGAGUUUCCUUCUUCCCAAUGCCUUCUCUGUAACAGCCCUUUAUUCAAAGGAGGGCCAAACUCCCUUGCAGGCCCUCAGGAAUGCUGGUUGUUAACAGCUAAUCGGCUGCAAGUCGUCACUGCCCAGCUCAAGGUGUGUGUGAAUGUGCAGUGCUUGGCCCUUCACAGCUUCAGUGAUAUCUACACUGGUUUGUUUAAUAUUGGUAAUAAGCUUUUAGUGAGCCUAGACCUUCUGUUUACAAUAAGAAACCAUAUAAAACUUGGUGAGGAUCCUAAAGUGACAAUUAGCAAGAUUUUGGAAACUGUGCAGGAAUACACAGAGAGAAACCUGAGUACUGAAGAGGGGAAUCAACUUGAGGAACUGCUGUGCAAUGGAUACUGGGCCUUUGAGUGCCUCACUGUCCGAGACUACAAUGAUAUGAUCUGUGGUGUCUGUGGCAUUGCACCAAAAGUUGAAAUAGCUCAGAGGAACGUGGAAAGUGUUUUGUCACUGAAAAACAUUGAGUUUACCUGGCCAGAAUUCUUGGCAUCUAGUGAAGUAAAUGUGGAAGAUUUUUGGUCAACCAUGGAGACAGAAGUCAUAGAACAAGUGGCCUUUCCCUCCAGUAUACCUAUCACAAAGUUUGAUGCCUCCAUCAUAGCUCCCUUCUUUCCACCACUAAUGAGGGGCACCAUAGUAGUCAACACAGAAAGGGAGAAGAAUCUUGAAUCGCAUGUAAUCCCAGGUAAUGCAAGUGUUCUAGUGAGGCUGAUUCAGGAUGAAAUUUGUAAAGUGGAACAGAUUGGUUCCUACGGUGAGGAAGAACUGCAGAAUUUCUUGACACAGUGCAGCAUUCCUUGGGAGGAGGGCGACUCCAAGGAACAGCUAUGUCUUUCUCUUCUGGCUCUUUAUGAUUUUGUACAGAAUGGGACACAAAUAAGUCAGCCUCCAGAAUUCCUAACAGGAGGGAAAAUCUACAAAGUGUGUCCACAUCAGGUUGUAUGUGGUUCAAAAUAUAUUGUCAGAGGGGAAAGUCCCCGGGACCAUGUGGAUCUACUAACUUCCUCACGUCACUGGCCACCAGUCUAUGUAGUAGAUAUGGCCACUUCCGUAGCAUUGUGUGCAGAUAUCUGUUAUCCUGACUUGACUGCUCAGAUGUGGGGAAGAAACCAGGGCUGCUUCUCUGACCCUAUGGAGCCUUUAAAGUAUGUGUCCUGCCCAGAACUCCUUGACAGGCACUACAAUGUGGAUACAACCACUGAUGAACAUUCUGUAGAGCAUCCAAUCACUAAAUCAACAUCUCGCUUUGUAGUUCACACUGGGACAGAGCAGAAGACUCAAAGUGAUCCACUGGCUCGACACCGUUCCCUCUCUCUGUGCCGGGAAUUGGAGCCCUAUGGUGCUAUCAUUACAGCCAUCAAUGACAGCAAAACCAGUAAUGUCCGCCAAAACCCUAUAGCAUUUGACAGUGCAACCCACUAUUAUCUCUACAAUCGUUUGAUAGAUUUCCUCUCCAGUCGUGAGGUUGUGAACAGGCAGAUCCACGAAAUUGUUCAAAGCUGCCAACCUGGUGAGGUUGUAAUCCGGGACAAUCUAUAUCGUCUCGGUGUUGCCCAGAUCAAGACAGAAAUGGAUGAAGAUGAGAUACAAGAAGAAGAAGAAGAAGGUGUUGUCUAAUGUAUUGUGAGAUUAUCAUCCCUGAAUCAUACAUAAUAGCUAAGCAGUUUGUUACAGAAAGUUCCAAUCCAGCACAGAGCUAAGAGUCAUGGCCUAUUGAUUGGGCUUCUGAUCUGUAGACAGAUUGGUAUUGAAGAACAAAUUUCUCUUUUCAAGAGGCUGGGUAAAGCUAGAAGCAACCCAGGAUAAUCGUUCAAAGACAGAAGAAUUUUCUAUUGCUGACAAGAGAAAGAAAACAAAUAUACAGAACAUUACUUUUUUAAAAGUGCGCAUGUUGCUGGAAAUGCAUAAAAGUGUGGGGAAACCCAGCAUAAAACAAGUAUGACUGCUCCAAUAUUCUGAACUAUCUUCUUCAUAGAUUGAAGAAUAUUUGGAACCUAGAUCUUUAUGUUUCUAUUCUGAAAAGACUUGAAGUUUGACUUGGGCAUUGGUGGCGUGAGAGUUUAUCUGCUUCUUCAGCUUGUUCUGUGUCAAUCUGACAAAACCACACAUUAUUUAAUGGUUGAAAGCUAAACUGGCUUGCAUAUUAAGUUAUAAGCUGCUAGAAGCAUCAUUGCCCUGGCUAGCAUGGUUAUUUCAAAGGUUCUUCAGGGGUUUAUAUGUUUUGGAUAAAGGAUAUGGUCUAAUGGCCAGACGGGGAUAUUCAGGCACUUUACUUUAUAAUCCAGUUAAUGGACUUAAUUGUUUAUUCCUCUGACCACAGAUGCUACUAAAGAUAUUUGUGGAAUAAUGUGGUUUCCAUGAAUACAAUCUCAUGUUUUUUCUAAUUAUUUUUAUGGCUAAAAUUGUUAGACAUGCAACAUAACACUUACCUUUAAGGGCCACUUGGAAACCACUACAUACUCCACUAUUCCAGUGUUAUAAAUCUGACUUGUAUGAUUUCAUACUGUCAUAGUCAAUUAUAUUGUUUUUCCUGUGUAAUGUGCUGAGCCAUGAUGUGUAAGCUCUACACAGUUCACUGAUUUGUGUUUAUUCUUAGCCAUCUAUAAAUUUACAAAGGAAAACAAAAUAGAUUUCUGCUACCAUUGAAAUGUGGGGAAACAUUUCCUGACUGAGGUGAAGUUUUCCACUAUGUUUCUUCAGAUUUGUGGUGUGGAUUUAAAAAUCUCUUCUAUGAAGAGUUCUAGUGUGUACUGUGCUGUAAAAACAACAACAACAAAAAGAAACUUAUUGAAGUUCUGAGCAAAACAUACGACUUGCUGUUUAAAAUGCUAAUUUAUGAAAUACAGUUUUUAAGACAGUGGUAAACUUUAAUAAAUUAUCUCUUCCUGUGUUGGAGAGUGAAACUAUUUGGACAAAUGAGUUUUCCUUAUUUUGUAGUUUCAGGAGUUUGAAAGGUGCGGGGAAAGAUGCCUCAUUCUGUUGCUAAAGAAUAGAGUUACCAAUCCAUAUGGUGGAGUGUUUAUCAAUUGUUUGCAUGGAAAAUAUUAAUUUUAGAUGUGUUGAAACAGUAUUAAUAUUUUAUUGUCUUUGAAAACAACCCUACAGAAUCCAUUGGUGCUGAAUUUAAAUUGCUUUCGUUAUAGCACUUAAAGUUUGGGUAAUUCGAGCCAGCAUAAAUGCAUGUUUUGUUUUCUUAACUUUAUAAUCUGAGUUCAUUUAGACGUUAUGAAGGAUAAAAACUGAAUAUGAAUGAUUUGUAUCUAUUUUUAAUAUUCAAUUAGAUUUUGCAAAUCUCAUUUAUUAUGACAGGUUAAUACACUCCACAAAUGAUUUGCAGAUCUAGUUUAGCAGGUCAUGCAUACUGCUUAUGCUUCUAUUUUUUUCUCUCAUUCAAAAAAUUAAAUGUGCUUUUAUUCUACAGUUUUGUUUUAUUGUGUCUGUCUGGAAUAGUAUUAUUAAUUUCAGUGGUUUCUAAACUAAAGAAACAUAUUCUGAGUUUCAUCUAUUAAUUAUUCCACUCUUGUAGUACUGAACUAUUUCACUUCCCACUGCUCAAACAGCAGAGGGGGCUAUCAGUGCUUCAACAUUCAGGAUAGAAUAAUGCUUUCUAUAUUCUUGGUUAUUUAUUGAAAGGAUCUGUAUGACUGCUCAUGUUAUAUAAAGUAACUCUGGGUAGCUAACAGGUAAACAAGUAACAAUAUAAUACAAAACUUUAUCAUAUCACCAAACAUAAAAGUUCCAUCCCAAAACCAAAAAAUGACAGGCUUUCUCUCCCCCCCCCCCUUCCCCAGGUCCUAGAAGCCAUAUUAAACAUAAUUAUAUAAGAGUGUAUAAACUCAGACAAUUAAGUUGCUGGACUUUGUUUCUUAACACAAUUAAUUAACUUAACUAGUGCUGCAAUUAAUAUAAUCUGGUAUUUACUAUUGGGAAUUUGUACAAAUCAGCCUUGUAGCUUACUGCUUUUUCUCAGUAAUGCAAAGGGCAGAUAAAUACUAGAAACUAAAAGAUCAGUUUAAUCACAGAAUAAGGAAUGAUAAGAGUAAUAAAAUGUUUACACGGGAAAUUAAAAAAAAAUUGCAAGUUACUUGAUCAAAUUGAUUUAUUUUUCAUGAUAGUUUAAUUACAAAUAAAUUCACAUUUAUGCAAUUGUUAACACAAAGAUGCUUGAAACAGCAGUUAAUUUUUUAAUAACAAUCUGGCAAUAACUGAGCACUAGUAAUCUUGGUUACCUGGAGUUUUGUGCAGUAAAUAAAGCAUGUUACCUGUCCUUAAGUCUAUCAAUGGAUUUUGUAAUUUACAUAAAGACAAUUGUGGCUAAGCGCCAUGAAUAUUCCCUUUCAUUUGUGUGAGCUUCAGGGAUGACUGCUUAGCAAAGUGAAUAAUCUUUUACAUAAAGCCUGUGUAAAAAUUAUUAAACAGAGCAAUUAUUAAACUGGUUAAAUUGUUACAAUUAUUUAGAGCUGUUCAGGUCUACUACAAGUUUUAAAGUCAUCGCUGUGGGAAACAAACAGUAGGAGAACCUCUUUUUAAAUAGAAAAAGAAUGCAUGGACUUUGUAAACAAUUUUAUGGGCUCCAUGAACUUCGUAAACAAUUGUUCUGCUUUAAUAAUUCUAAAGAGUAGUGCUUUUCACAGCCUUAUCAAAUAGAAGUGGAGCUCAAAGAUAGUAAAACAUCUGUUCCAGCAACUUGUGUGUAAGAGCUGCAAUACGUAUAGAUACCACAGUGUUUCAGGUAUACUGUGUAGAAUGCAUGCUAUGAAACAAACACUUGUUAAAUGUCUCACACCGAUUGCCCAUUUGUCCUCUUAAUAGGAUAUUUUUAAAAUCCUUUAUUUAUAAAAAUAGCUUGGAAAAAAUACCUAACGCCAGUAGUCUUAUGUUGUCAGUAGUAGUUUGCUUUCCCCUCUUGAGUUUUUAGAACACUAUGUAGCUAUGCUUUUUCUCAAUAAUGCAAAGGACAGGUAAAUACUAAAAAUUAAAAUAUCAGUUUAAUCACAACAUAAGGAAUGAUAGAGUGAAAAAAAUCCUACAUAAUAAUAAAGACUAUAUCUAAUACGAUAAAAAGCCUGACUGAAAUAAUAUUAGAAUUUUGCCAUCUGUUUGUCUUCUGAUCCUGCUGAGCUCUAGUAUGUUAAAUGAUACUCGGAAAUGGAAUGGCAGUUUGGUAGCUCAUUGAAGUGGCAAGAUGACCACUUUCAGCUCAUAACUUAGCAGCUGUGUGGUGUAACUGAGAUUCCAAUUAAGACUUCAAACGCUGCCUACUGACUAAUAUGUUACAAUAACCUAAUAUGAAGAUAGAAUGUAGCUGCAUCUUAAUUCAAAAGUGUUUCACUGAGCUACAAUUUCAGAUGCUACUACUCUUUUACAAACUCGCAUUACUCUAAUUUAGUAUUAUGUGAAGGAUUAGAUUCUCCUUACACCUGUUGGGAAGACUGAGUGGCAUCAUCUUUCCAUCAAAUAAGCUGUCCAUCAAGAGAUGGACACUAUUUUCCAGACUAAGCUAGUAGUCAAAUUAAGCUAGUAUUGUAAUAUAUACGUUAAACUCUAGAAUGAUUGAUAACAUGGAAAGUAGAGGAAAAGUAGAGCUUCCAUUUUACCAAUUAUUCUAAAGUUGAACACGCAAUUUCGUAUUUUGACCCUUCCAGGAUGUGACCCGAAAUAAUUUGCACUUAUUCUUUAUUCCCAUCUAAUAGGUAAAAACAUUGAAAA
Molecule: messenger RNA, 8285 nt
Organism: Thamnophis elegans (Western terrestrial garter snake)
Lineage: Eukaryota; Metazoa; Chordata; Lepidosauria; Squamata; Natricidae
Gene: HMGXB3
Product: HMG-box containing 3
Exons: 20
Coding region: 234-4193 (1319 amino acids)
Source: RefSeq, a predicted model, not a curated record